AGAGCAGCAUAUUCUCACGUCAUAUGAAAGCUCUGCUUUGUGUGUGACUACGCAGACAUUCCUGUUGCAUUGAUAUCCAGUAGAAUGCAACUGCACACAGAAGAAUCUUUUUAUAGAACCAUGGAAUUUUUCCAUUCAAGUGGACAAAGUGGACAUAACCUUGGCUAGGUAGAGAUAAUGAUGGAAUCAAAUAAACCCAGGGGUGGACAGUAACUAAGUACAUUUACUUGAUUACUGUACUUAAGUAUAAAUUCUGAGUAUCUGUACUUUAAUUGAGUAUUAAUAUAUUUGAAAACUUAUGACUUUUACUCCACUACAUUUGAAAGACAAAUACUGUACCUUUUGUCUCCACUACAUUUGAAAUAUGAAUAUGAAGUACUCAUAUCUUUUAAGCACAUUUUUUCAGUGAUUCUUUAAAUGCAAUAAUGCAAUAAGUUCAUUUUUUCAAUAGUUAAAUUUCAACUUGGCGAUGGUAAUAAUGCUGACGGCAGAUUCUUCAUCUGAACUUCCCUCAUGUAGCCUGGGAGAACCCAGACGAACCUGUUAGCAUUUGAGAUUUGAGAAGUGGUCUGGUGUUAACCAGGCUAUCCUCCAUGGCCACUGUGAAGUUGGAAUGAAAUUAGACCUGACAUCCACCACAUACAGUAGCUAGAUCUUUAGCCUACAUCAUUAAAUGAUAAAUAAGCUAGUCAUAAUUAGGUUAUCUGGUUUUCUAUUUAGAGGUGAAGAUGUUUUAGAUUUGGAACAGAGAAUGAAUAAUGAUGAAUAAUCACACUUGUAAGCUGUUUCUCUGUGUGUGUGUGUGUGUGUGAGUGAGUGAAGUUUCUAAAAAUGGAUAAGCUUGUCUGAGGACAGAAAUGGAAAACCGUGGGAGUUUGGGAGAGAGCCCGCACAUGGUCACAGCAGUGUCUGCUGUCCAAUGCAAAGCAUGUGUAGGUACAUGGGCGUUUUCACACCGGUGUCCAAAGCACAGCUUGUGAGGUACAUGGAGUUAUCACAGGGAGCCAAGGCCUCGGAGGCGAAUAUAAGGAAGGCCCCAGGGAUGUCUGCUGUGUGAAGGUCACUCAUCUGGACAACAUGAACACUCUCCCUGCCAUCCUCCUGCUGGCCUUCGGCCUCUGCUUUGCUCAGGCCAUGGACUACAUGUCUCUGACGCAGUUCAGGGACAUGAUCAUCUGUGCGAACCCCGAUAGCUGGCCUAUUCUGGACUAUGCUGACUAUGGCUGCUACUGCGGCAAGGGCGGCUCUGGCACACCUGUGGACGACCUAGACAGAUGCUGUGAGGUGCACGACCGUUGCUACAACGAUGCCAUGCAGCAUCCUAAGUGCUGGCCCAUCUUCGACAACCCCUACACCGAGAUCUAUGCCUAUACCUGUGAUAAGGCCAGCAAGACUAUCACCUGCCCAGCCAACAAGAACGAUGAGUGUGAGCAGUUCAUCUGUGAGUGCGACAGGAAGGCCGCCGAGUGUUUCGCCGCUUCUGGUUACAAUCCAGAGAACGCGCACCUUCCUAGUGAUCAAUGCAAAUAGGCCGGGCUGGAAGCAUAAUGUGGAUCAACUUCUGCUGAAGCCAUCUGGACUACACCAGCACACCUGGAACCUCUGGGCCAUUGAGACCAAAGAUUCUAGAACAGAGCUUGCUAGGGGACAAACAAGCCGAGCUUAAAAACUCACUUCAUACCAAUAUUAAGUCUUUAUUGCAAUACAUCCUUACUAUCUGCAUGCCGUCCAAAGGGCUGCACAGUCUGUAUACUGUUUGGCUGUUUUUAUUAUGGCAGCCGUGGUCAACAUGGUCACUGACAGUACAUGAAUCUGAUUCAAAAAGAUAAGAUUAAAGAUUAAACUUCAACAGA
Molecule: messenger RNA, 1853 nt
Organism: Alosa sapidissima (American shad)
Lineage: Eukaryota; Metazoa; Chordata; Actinopteri; Clupeiformes; Clupeidae
Product: phospholipase A2-like
Exons: 4
Coding region: 1078-1530 (150 amino acids)
Biological process (GO): arachidonate secretion; phospholipid metabolic process; lipid catabolic process
Molecular function (GO): calcium ion binding; phospholipid binding
Source: RefSeq, a predicted model, not a curated record